Pimephales promelas (fathead minnow) is the source of this 2303-nucleotide messenger RNA. The record is from RefSeq and is a predicted model, not a curated record. NCBI's taxonomy places the organism in Eukaryota, Metazoa, Chordata, Actinopteri, Cypriniformes, Leuciscidae.
CCAAAAGCCCUGCAAACAGAUCAGUGUAAAGCAGAAAGCAUGAAGGGAGUAUGCAUGAAAAUCUAUUGGUUUGUGGUCUAUAUCGCAACACAAGGAGGAACUGUUCUGCUGCCUGUGACCUAAAAAAAGGGGUAGGCCUUGGGCUUGAUUCUAACUUGAUAACCCUGUAGUGUGCUGCAUGCAGAGGAAUGUCUUUCUGUUUCUACAAGUGACAUCUCAAGGAACACAGCAAACGACGAAAGAGAAAAGGAAAAAAGGCCAGCAAAAAAAAAAAAAUGGAUUAGAGCAGCACUGGACAUUGGAGAACAUCGACUGAAGUGGGCAAAAAAGUCUUUAGGUAACGAUAGAGUCAGAGAGUACUAUGGCCUCCAACCAACACAGACCAAAACCCAGCUUGAGCCUCCGCUCAAACACAACUGUACGUUAUGGCUCCAUGAGCUCUGAACAACCAGAUAGUGACACACCCUCCGUUCAAACAGCCUCCAUUUCUCAGCGAUGCUCCUACAUCUCAGUGGCAGUGCUCUGCUACAUCAAUCUCCUCAACUAUAUGGACCGUUAUACUAUAGCAGGUGUGCUGCUUAGCAUCCAGAAAUACUUCAAAAUCGAUGACAGCACAUCAGGUCUCCUACAGACAGUUUUUAUCUGUAGCUUUAUGUUGUUGGCGCCAGUUUUUGGUUACCUUGGAGAUCGCUACAACAGGAAGCUUCUCAUGAUCGCUGGGUUGAUUGUGUGGAUUGUUACAUCACUGGGCAGCUCUUUCGUCAAAAAUACGUCAAAGCACUUCUGGAUUCUGGUCCUGACGAGGGCCCUAGUUGGGACAGGAGAGGCCAGUUACUCCACCAUCGCUCCAACUAUCAUUGGUGACUUGUUCACUGGCAACAAAAGAACUCUCAUGAUCUCCUUCUUCUAUAUCUGCAUACCGGUCGGAAGUGGUCUAGGAUAUAUAAUGGGAGCAACUAUAGCUAAUGCAACUGGGGAUUGGCGUUGGGCCCUGAGGUUCAGUCCUGCUCUUGGAGGACUGGGUCUGCUGCUCCUUGUGUUUCUGAUUCCCGAUCCUCCUCGAGGAGCCUCGGACAAACAGGGAGGAGCAACGUUGGAAAAUACUGCUUACAUUGAGGACGUCAAGUACCUCUGGAAGAAUCGGAGUUUUGUCUGGUCUUCUCUUGGCGUGACUGCCAUGGCUUUUGUCACAGGGGCUCUGGCCUUCUGGACCCCCACCUUUCUGUCUCGUGCACAGGUUACACAGGGUCUCAGGCGACCUUGCAGUGAAGAGCCCUGUAACCCUUUAGACAGUUACAUUUUUGGAGCAAUCACAGUGGUGACAGGGGUUGUGGGAGUGUUUCUGGGCACCUACAUAUCAAGGAGGCUGAGAGACAGAUUCCCAAAUGCAGACCCUCUCAUCUGUGCUUUUGGCAUGCUCAGCUCCUCCCCCUGCUUUUUCAUUGCCAUCAUCCUGGCAGGCACCAGCAUCCCGGCCACUUACACAUUCAUUGCAAUUGGAGAGUUGUUGCUGUCCCUUAACUGGGCUCUUCUGGCGGACAUUCUGCUGUAUGUUGUCGUGCCUACCAGAAGAGCUACAGCUGAGGCCUUACAGAUUAUGGUCUGUCAUCUUCUUGGAGAUGCUGGAAGUCCAUACCUUAUUGGUGCGAUCUCAGACGCUCUGCGUAAGUAUAAGCCAGACACUCUCAGCUGGGACUUCCAUAGACUGGAAUAUAGCUUUCUUCUGUGCCCCUUCAUUGGGGUCUUGGGAGGCCUGUUCUUCCUAAUGACCUCUCUGUAUAUCAAAGAGGACAGGAAGGCAGCAGAACUGCUCACUUCAGGAGAGGCUCCUGCACCACCGGAGACAUCCACAGAGUCAAUGUGACCUUUUACACACGACCGAGACCUUGGAUGAGCUUUGCUACAUCAAGCAAUCACUUGUAAAUGAGACAUGGACAUGGUUUGAAACUUUCAAAUGACAAUAAGCAUGUGUUGUGACAGGAUACGAGUAAUGUACAAGUUUACAUCACUAAAACACUGGACUGGCAUCUUACUGAGAAAAACAAACAAACACAUUAGGAUGCGUUUUUAUAUUUUACAUUUUUUUUUAAUUAGUCAUGACUUUCAUACGUGUGAGUAACUUAUUGUCUUGCUUACAAAUUUUCCAUAAGGGAAAUUAAACUGCCUGUUGUAAUUUUUGUCGUUUUCAACCAUUUAUGCUAAACAAAAAAAUGUUGACAGACAAAGCUCAGCUCACCAUGCACUUGUCAUUAGAAGCUUACGGCCUGCUUUCUCCACUCAGCAGCUGUGUGCUACUAAUGAGA